AUGAUGACCGCAGCGGCAAAGAUUCCACCCAUCACUAUGAGCAAGCUCUAUGUGGGCAAUCUACCGAACGAGACCAACGAGAACAAACUCAGGCAACUUUUCGUUGAGCAAAAUCUUUCUUGUACGAAUAUUCUCAUUAAAAGAGGUGGAUACGCCUUUGUGGAUUGUCCAGAUCAGUCUUCUGCAGACAGGGCCAUUGAUAAACUUAACGGGUUCAAUUUUAAUGGAUCAGCUCUGGUGGUAGAGCCCUCUGUGGCUUCAGUGAAAAGAAAGCCGAAUGCAACUUUCCACGAACCACCGUCCAUCAAUGUCGGUAAUCCUUGGAUGAGAGCGAGCGCGUCUGAUCGCUAG
Messenger RNA from Psylliodes chrysocephalus, 351 nucleotides. The record is from the annotation of a GenBank genome assembly. Lineage: Eukaryota; Metazoa; Arthropoda; Insecta; Coleoptera; Chrysomelidae.